GGGUGUUGAUCAGCACGAAUCACGAAGCUGCACCCCUGCCCCUCAGUCGUAAAGCCCCACCGACCUCGAGGAGGCCGCCCAUAUCCCUUGUGGAAUGAUUAAAACCCUAACGGCCCUGGGAGUUCCCUUCCUUUCUUCGCCGAACCGAAAGCGGAGCAUCGAAUCGAAGCCACAACGGACUCACAGGACGCUGGAUGGUUUAAUCGUUGAUUUGUUCCAUAUGGUGGUCAUCUUGUUCAAACACUGGGGAGUAAUAUGAUAAGAAGGAUGACUUGAUUACAUGGAGCGUCAGUAAUCUCAUUUUUCAACUGGAAUAGAUGAAAUGGUGAAGAUGGUGUUCACGCAGCAGUGCGCGAGUGACAUUUGUUGCUCUUAUGGAUCAUCAUUCCCAUUUCGCUCAAUCCAUGCGUAUGGUUCUCAGGCAUGUUCAUCUACGGCGCUCUCUGUGGUUCAUGUGGAUUACUCGAAGAAGCUCAAGCUUAAGCAUGACAUACAGCUUGAUAGUUCUGCAGCUCUCCGAGUUGGCCCUGCGGAUACGGUUGAUGGAAGCAACUAUAAUUCAGAAAAGGUAACACCAGUCAAUUAUGCUAAACCCCUGCGAUUAUCAACUUCCAAUGCAAGUGGCUCGACCCUUGAUGGGUAUCAUGUGGAGCAUGAUGAGACCUCCAAUAAUGAUGUCCUUUGUAAUCUCUGUGAGAAUGGAAAACUCAUGGAAGCCUGCAAUUUGGUUGAUGUUAUGGCUCGGUUAAGUCAGGUACCAGAUCUCCAAUCAUGCGUAAACCUGAUUCGUGGUUUGAUCAAUGUUGAUAGGAUUGAGAAGGCCGUUCGUGUUCUUCAGGUGAUGAUUUUAUCUGGUGGGGUUCCAGACAUAAUCACGUAUAACAAAUUAAUCGGUGGUCUCUGCAGGAGAGGUCAGCUGAAUUCUGCAAUCAAACUAGUUGAAGAUAUGGGUUUCUGUGGUUGCCCUCCAGACGUGAUUACAUUUAACACUUUAUUUAGGUCCAUGUUUGAGCAUGGUAAGUAUGAUGAGGCAAUCUGGUUUUGGAAAGAUCAGUUAAGGAAAGGUUAUCCGCCAUAUCUCAUUUCUUACACAAUUCUUCUCGAACUCGUGUGCAAAUACUGUGGUAUUCGGCGAGCCAUGAAUGCUAUGGAAGAUUUGGCCUUUGACGGAUGCCAUCCUGACCUUGUGACCUUUAAUUCUCUUAUCAAUUUGAUAUGCAAAAGGGGUAAAUUUGAGGAUGUGGCAAUGGUUGUAGGUGGCCUUAUGUCACAUGGUCUGGAGCCCAAUGCAGUCACCUAUAACACCUUACUUCACUCAUUCUGUAUUAAGGGAAAGUGGGCUGAAGCUGAUGAUAUGCUUUUUAUCAUGAAGGAAGCUUCAUACCCUCCAACUGUGGUUACAUACAAUAUCUUAAUCAACAGCUUGUGCAAAUACCAGAUUCUCGAUCGGGCAAUUGAUGUCUUGCAUAAAAUGUUAAAUGAGGGAUGCUCCCCAGAUAUAGUCACUUACAACACCCUUCUUGCAGCAAUGUGUAAAGUGGACAUGAUAGAAGAGGCUCUAAAGAUACUUCAUAGUCUUAGGGAUAAUGGAUAUUCUCUGGUUGUCAUAUCAUAUAACACCUUGAUAGAUGGAUUAGCAAAGAAGGGUGAGAUAAAGAAAGCAAUGGUUUUGUUUGAUGAGAUGGUCAAUGAUGGUAUUACUCCUGAUGAUAUCACUUAUGGUUCUCUAGUUAUGGGAUUUUGCAAGCAAGGCAUGGUGCAUGAAGCAGUAGAGAUGCUACAAGAGAUGGUUAAGAUCAACUGCAGGAUUAGAGGCAGCACUUUUACCCUUGUGAUACAGGCACUAUGCAGAAAUGGAAAGCUAGAUACUGCUAUUGAGAUUGUAAGUAUAAUGGUAUCAAGAUAUAGUAAACCCAGUAAAGCAGGAUACACAUCACUAGUUAGAGCAGUUGCAGCCUCUGGAAUGACUGAGGCAGCUACCAAACUGCGCAAGGUGUUUAUCGAGCACAAGAUCCUUAAAGAGGACUCUUAGAUUGUUCAGUUUAGAAACUGCGGAUAUGCUGAUAUGAAUGCAGACCCUUUGAACAUGUGUUUGGCAUCAGUGUUUUGGAUGGUUAUUUAUCUUCUUUUCUAAGAGAAUGAUCUCCACUUGUCUGACUAGAUGCCUUGGCUUGCAACAUAGCAAACUUAUCAGCAGUAACAUCUUUGCUAAUAAUAGUUGUCUAGAGGAUCUCAGUUCAACACACAAUAAUCUGUACUUCUUAACCCAGAUGCAUAUCUCAAAAAUAUAUAUUUAAACACCUAAGUUCUAGCUUCACAGAAUGAUCUUUUGCAUAUCUCAAAACUUCACAUGCUCUUCGGGAGAAUGAUCUCCACUUAUUUGGCUAGACGCCUUGGCAUGCAAAAUAGCAGACUUAUUUAACAUUAACAUCUUAUGAUAUUAGUCUAGAAGAUCUCUGUUCAACACAAUAAUCUGUACCUCUUAUGCCAUGUGCAUUACUCAAAAAUAUACAUUUAAAAACAUGAGCAUAAGGCAACCAAAUGUUUUCAAGUGGGAGUCUCAGUAGGGUUCCAGAACAUACCUCCUCUGGAGUGUUAUAAUCAAUGGCACUAGAUGGUGAUCUACUGACCAAAUAGCAUGCUGUAAUCACAGAUUUUAUGGAAUCUCCAGUAUUAAAGAGCAUACUGACCAAAUAGCAUUCUGUAAUCACAAAUUUAAAAACAGUAGCAUGCUGUAUUGUUUCAACAUGAGUAUUUAGGUAUUAUCAACUAUAAAUAAAUAUUUUAAUAUUUUAAAUUUGAUUAAUGAUAUUAUUUUAUAUAAUAUUCAUAUUGUCGAUCUAAAAUAGUUGGAACAUUAUCAAGCGAUCCCAAAUAUCAAUUAAUUUUUGGUAAAAGUUCAUACUAGUAAGAGAACAAUAGAAGAAGCCACAUAUAUAUAUCUUAAAUUUUACUAUCAAUAAUCAAGGUUCUAUGAGUUUAGUUAGUUGACGCUUUUAAAAAUUUGUUCGAUAAGAUCUUGAAUUCUCAAUCCUUAAUAAAAGGAGCCCGGUGUAUCAAAAUCCGGUUAUAUUUAGAUAUAAGAAUAAUAUUUUUAAUAAAAUAAAUAAAUAAUCAAAAUGAUAUUUCAUCAUAAGAUCUUCCUACCAUCCUAGAAUAAAUAAUGAAUAGUGUCUUCUGAAGCCAAGAACAGAGUGCAGACAAUGGCAUCAUGCAAAGAAUCAUAGAUUAGUUGGCUUUGUUCACAACAUACAAUUCCCUUGUGGUGUUUCCUAUCUCAUAACACUCAACAUUAACAUUGUUUCUCGGCCUCAACCAAACCAACAGCGAUGCAGCAGCUUCUUUGGUCACUGCACCCUGUAGUCCUCCUCCGCCGCCUCUGACGACGGCUUGGUGUUGCUCUCCUCACCUGCGGGCGGCGCCGACGUUGGGGCCUUCGACUUGGAGCUCUUCACCGAGCCCCCGGUGCUCGAAGAGCCCUUGUUUUUCUUCCGGUGUGACUGCUUGGGGAUGGCUGGCAUGUCUUGCCCCGGUGAGUCCGACGGCCCGGCCGCUUCCUUCUUGCGUGGCUUCCGGCUGCGCCGCGGCGCUUCGGCGGAGUCGCCCGACAUGCUUCCAUCCGAUUGGUGCCGUCUUGAAUGCUUGGGUUUGGUGGACGCAGGGAGCAAGUCGGGGGAGUCGGGAGAUGGCUCGACUGCAGAAGAGCUGGGCUUUGAGCGCCCCGCCGCUUGUCGAACUGAUGAGUCUUCCAUCCCUCCGCUUGCAAACUCUGCAGCAGCAAUUGCAAGGUAUCAUCACAUAACCCAAACCACAAAGUGAGAUGUGUAGCCUGCACUGAUGCAUGUUUUGGUGAACUACUGCUGAACUCUGCAUCAGCUACACAAAUUCCCAGCAGUAGUUGAAGCAGAAAUAGUUGGGUUGCAAUUAACUUUGUGAUGCCAAAUUCCUUUUUUGUAUCAAUAGAAUCUGCAUAAAAUGUAAUUCAGCUUCUGUUAUUUAUAGUAAUGCAGAACAGGAUAGUCUGAUUCCUAGA
Molecule: messenger RNA, 4033 nt
Organism: Musa acuminata AAA Group (dessert banana)
Lineage: Eukaryota; Viridiplantae; Streptophyta; Magnoliopsida; Zingiberales; Musaceae
Product: pentatricopeptide repeat-containing protein At1g08610-like
Exons: 3
Coding region: 323-2032 (569 amino acids)
Molecular function (GO): protein binding
Source: RefSeq, a predicted model, not a curated record